Molecule: messenger RNA, 5117 nt
Organism: Schistosoma haematobium
Lineage: Eukaryota; Metazoa; Platyhelminthes; Trematoda; Strigeidida; Schistosomatidae
Exons: 1
Coding region: 272-3130 (952 amino acids)
Source: RefSeq, a predicted model, not a curated record
CCAGAGUUUAGUGUUCCAACUGUCUUGUCUUCUUUCACGUGUGUGCUUGCCAACCAAUCAGGAUUUAGAAUAGUUCUCUCUACCCCAAUCGAACUCACGCGUAUUAGACUCAAGGUUAAGCCACUCAGCCUAACGCGUCAAGGUCAUAAUUUAGACUACACAGACCAAGGUCAAGUCAUAACAAGUAUCACGGGGUAAAAGCGAUCCAAGGUCAUAACAACUGGCGACGGAGAAUUUUUUUUCUUUCCUAUAUUGAUUGAUCCAGUACAAAAUGCCUGUUUCAUUGGAUGACCUUAAAACUAUUCUUCAAAUGCAGCAAGCACAAAAUGAGGCAAAUCAGACGAAGCUUUUGGAUGCAUUCGCACGAAUGUUCUCAUUACAGUCGUCCUCAGCUUGUCAAUCAGAUAAGCAUGAAAGCAUCAUAAAUUCUAUUUCUGAAUUCCAGUAUGAUCCUGAAGCUAAUGUCAUUUUCAGUUCGUGGUUUCACCGCUGUGAAGAUAUUUUCCGCGUUGAAUGCUCGCAUCUUGAUGACGCAGCAAAAGUCCGCUUACUCUUAAGAAGACUGGGAACACAGGAAUAUAAUAAAUAUGUGAAUUUUAUCUUGCCGCAAAAUCCACGAGAUGUAUCAUUCAAAGAUACAGUCCAGAUUUUAUCUGAUAUUUUCGAUGAACAGUCCUCAUUAUUUAAUACUCGCUAUAAAUGCUUCCAAAUAACGAAAUCUCCAGAGGACGAUUAUCUCACGUAUGCCGGGAAGGUAAAUCGACAGUGCGAACGCUUCAAAAUAAACGAAAUCACAGCGGACCAAUUUAAAUGCUUGAUUUUCAUAUGUGGUCUAAAGAAUGAAGAAGAUGCAGAUGUCCGUACCAGAAUGUUGGUACGCAUUGAACAAGAACCAAAUAUGACAUUACAAAUGGUCACAACCGAAUGUCAGCGGUUACUUAAUCUCAAGCAUGACACUGCGAUGGUGCAACAGAAGGGUAAACCUUCCGGUUCUGAUUCAAUUAAUGCGCUCCGAUCCAUAAAAUCAUCGAAACAAAACUGUACAAGCAUGAAAAAACCUGCCAACCCCCCAUCACCAUGCUGGUUCUGCGGAGCAUGGCAUUUUGCAAAAUUCUGUCCGUUUAAGAAUCAUAAAUGCCGCAAAUGUCAUCGCAUUGGCCACAAAGAAGGUCAUUGUUCGUUAAAUAAACGCAAGACUAAACAUCGUAGUGAAAAUUCAAAGCAACAAUCAAAUAGUCAGAUUAAAACCACGUUUGCAACCUUUAAAGUUGGAUUUAAAAAUAGGCGGAAAUUUGUAAAUUUAUUAGUAAAUGGAAAACUUAUACGACUUCAGUUAGACACUGCUUCUGAUGUCACGUUGAUUUCAAAGAACACAUGGCACAAGUUAGGAUGCCCAUCCAUCCGACCGACAGAACAUGUCGCCCGAAAUGCGUCAGGAGACAUAGUAAAGUUGACAGGAGAGGUCCUAUGCAAUGUUCAACUUAUGGGAAGUAAAUUUACAGAUGUUUGUUAUCUAACAAAUCGACACGAUUUAGAUCUAUUGGGAUUAGAUUGGAUUGCACAUGUUGAUACUUUGAAUAAAUUAUUAGAUGAGGUAUGUUCUCAAAAUGUUUCCUAUGAUUCUAUCCAAAUCCCUAAUGAUAUUUCUAAAUCAAAUGUCUCCGACGAAUCAUCCUCUCUGGAUAUUAACGAAUUAAAUGCUUCUGAUGAAACAUGUUCUUAUGAUCUUUCUGAAUCAAACAAUUCAAAUGUUAUGUGUUCUCACCAUGUCAAAUCUAAUACCGCCGAUUUAGUACCUUCUCAUAAAAUUUCCAAAUCGAAUACUUCAGACAAAGUAUGCGCUAGUGAAACUGCGGAAUCUCAUAUACUUCGUUCUGAUGUUAUGUCUACAUCAAAGUCUUCUGUUUCCUCUCAAUUGUCGUCCGUAUCUUACAUAAAUCAUCUUCGACAAAAACAUGCAUGUGUAUUUCAAAACAAACUGGGGUGUUAUAAAUUCACCAAAGUAUCCUUAUCACUAAAGGAAAAUGCAAAGCCCAUUUUCAGACCGAAACGACCAGUGCCUUAUGCUGCUCUGUCAGUCGUUGACCAAGAAUUGGACAGGUUAGAAGCACUAGGUGUUAUUGAGCCAGUAAAUUAUUCAUCGUGGGCUGCACCCAUAGUGGUCGUGAGAAAAGCAAAUGGAACUGUUCGCAUAUGUGCUGAUUUUUCCACUGGCCUAAAUAAUGCUCUAGAAGAUCACACGUAUCCACUUCCCAUACAGGAAGAUUUAUUCAUCAAACUAAAUGGAGGAAAGUGUUUUGCUAAAAUUGACCUGGCUGACGCAUAUCUCCAGAUAGAAGUUGAUCCAGCCUCCCAACCAUUACUGACGAUUAACACCCACAGAGGUCUUUACCAAUAUAAGCGUUUACCUUUUGGUGUGAAACCAGCACCAGCUAUCUUUCAACAAAUAAUGGACACUAUGUUGGCUAAUUUGCCAGGAGUCGCUGUCUAUUUGGAUGAUGUAAUCGUUACAGGUUCCAGUAAGUCCGAGUUAUUCAAUCGACUCGAUACUGUUUUAACCAAAAUAUCUGAGUGUGGAUUCUAUCUAAAAGAAGAGAAGUGUACAUUCUUCAUGAACUCGGUGAAAUAUCUUGGUUUUGUUUUCGACAAAAAUGGACGACGCCCGGAUCCGGAAAAUGUACGAGCUAUCCAAAAUAUGCCUCCCCCAUCGAAUGUAGCAACUCUGCGUUCCUUCCUUGGUCUUAUCAGUUAUUACAGUAAUUUCUUGCCACAAUUGCAUCGCCUCCGGGCACCCAUGAACCAAUUAUUAUCCAGUAAUGUAAAAUGGAAUUGGUCCACUAAGUGUCAAAAAUGUUUUGACGAAGUGAAGUCAUUAUUAACGUCGGAUCUACUCCUUACAUAUUUUGAUCCCUCGCUGGAAAUCGUUGUUGCUGCAGAUGCUUCUGACUAUGGUAUCGGUGCCGUCAUAUCCCAUAAGUUUCCAGAUGGAAAAGAAAAGGCUAUCGCACAUGCUUCCAGAACAUUGACUUCAGCAGAACGCAAGUACAGCCAAAUUGAGAAAGAAGGAUUGGCAUUAAUUUUCGCAGUAAAAAGUUUCACAAGAUGCUGCAUGGCAGAAAAUUUACCUUAAUCACUGAUCAUAAACCCCUAUUAUCAAUUUUCGGAUCUAAGAAAGGUAUACCAGUUUAUACCGCAAACCGCCUCCAACGAUGGGCUACAAUGCUAUUGGGUUAUGAUUUCGUUAUCAAAUACAAAUCUACCUCUGAUUUUGGCCAUGCUGAUGCAUUAUCGCGCUUAAUAAGCAAUCAUAAGCUUGAAAACGAAGAUACUGUUAUCGCUUCUAUAUCAGUGGAAGAAGAUGUAAGCAGAAUGUUGUUUAAUUCAACACAAAUUCUUCCAGUGACAGCUGCUCGAAUCGCUGAACACACUCGCCGCGAUCCUAUCUUAAGACGAUUAUCUACAUUUAUCCAGCGUGGUUGGCCCCCACGUAUAACAUCUCAUGAACUGAAACAGUAUUAUCAACGACGCCAAUCUUUAUCCAUCGUCAAUGACUGUAUAAUGGUUGCUGAUCGCGUAGUGGUUCCGUAUAACUUACGCUCACUCGUCCUGAAACAACUGCAUACAGCCCAUCCAGGUACUGGAAGAAUGAAAGCUAUUGCUCGAAGUUAUGUAUAUUGGCCUAAUAUCGAUGAACACAUCGAAGAUUUCGUGCGUGCGUGCAGAAAAUGUGCUGAGGUUUCUAAGUGUCCACGAAAAGCUGAACUACAUUCCUGGCCAUCUCCAGAAGAACCUUGGUCGCGUAUACAUGUUGAUUUUGCUGGCCCAUUCCAGGGUACGUACUUCCUCGUUUGUGUUGAUGCUUAUUCAAAAUGGCCGGAGAUUUUUCCUAUAAAUCAAAUCACUUCGCAACAGACUAUCAUGAAGCUACGGCAGUUAUUCUCCCGUUUUGGAGUUCCAGAUGUUCUCGUGACAGAUAACGGCACUCAGUUUAUUUCUUCCAUCUUCUCAGAUUUCUGCAAGAGGUUUGGAGUCAAACAUGUCCGUUCACCUCCGUACCAUCCACAAUCGAAUGGUCAGGCCGAAAGGUUUGUAGAUACCUUCAAAAGAGCGCUACUGAAGGCAAAAGGGGAGGGAAAGAUAGAGGAGAUUCUUGAUGACUUUCUCUUGGUCUAUAGAACAACUCCAAACCCAUCAACACCAAAUCAAAUGUCCCCAGCAGAAAUUAUGUUUGGUAGAAAAGUAAGAACUGCCCUCGAUGCCAUGAAACCACAGCAAAGAGACAUCGGAAAAAGAAACAGAAAGAUGGAAAACCAAUUUGAUCGCCAUCAUGGGGCGAAACGCAGAAUUUUCCAGAAAAAUCAAAAAGUAUACGUCCGCGAUUUCCGAUAUUCACCUCCACAAUGGACCAGUGGACGCAUACUUAAGAGACAAGGGAACGUAAUGUAUGUGGUGGAAGUUGAAGGACAGAAGUGGACACGCCAUGUCAACCACAUACUGGAAAAUGCUGGCACUUCACAGAAAACCGAGAAAUUAGACUCAAUGUGGAGAAUCAUUCUGGACAGUUUUGACAUAAAAUGCUCAGCGACUCAGAAGACCACGCAACCUGAACAAAGUCCUAUUAGGAAAGCAUCACGGAAACGCAGAAGACCAGAUAUUCUACAGGUAGACCCAAAGAGGAGAACAUACGUUUCCGAAGGAAGAUAUCAAUGAUGAUAUCUCAGCACUUACCUGUAUAUAGUAACUAACCAUUUUUUUUCUUUUUUUUUAAGGGGGAAGGUGUUAUGAACGGGGAAUUAAGAAGCCCAGACAAUUACGAAAGCUAUUUUCUUGGGACGUUAUUGCAUUUCAUUCAAAACCUGUAAAACACUUAUAUUUAUUUUUGUCCCUAUCUUAUUCUACAUAACACGAGCUUUCGUUCUAUGUAUCAUUCACUAGCAUACCCUUUUUGUUCCAAAAAUAUUGUAAUUUAAACAUUAUAUUUUGCACUAUAAUUUCUACCCUAAUUCCCUGUUUCGGGCAUAACUGUAUUUUUCCAAAUUAUCCUACGUCGUGGUCAAGAUAUGCACUUAUUUAUUCAUGUACAUUUUUGUAGUAAUCCGAAUUCAGAGAAUCCAGAG